UGCCUCAGUGUUGGACGUGACUGGAUUGUUUUCCCUACUUUCACGUGACGUAGUUAACGGAAGGACAAAUUGAUUUAGCCAAAGGGCAGUUACAACUUCUGAUCCACUGUAUACCAACGAGGCACCGUGUUGCGAUCACAGGAAAAUCACGAUCCCAGUUGCAAAUAAAGAUGUAUCCACACACCCUGACGCAGUUGGACAGGUGGAAUCCUUUCAGCACUCCGUUCAGCGGCAUGCAUCAGAACGAGCAGCCGGUUCAGGGCGCACCAGAAGAGGCACAUCCAAAGCGGAAACUCCCGUCGGUUGACUAUGACACUUGCCUUUCAGAUGGAGAGGCUGGGGAGUUUGUGCACUGGUCAGAGGAGGUGCAGUGGUUUGAGGACCAGCUGGAGGAGAAGAAGGAGGGGGCCGUGGCAAACGGGAAAGCAUCGUGGCACACCACCCGCAUCCUCACCCGGGCAAUGGUUGCCAACAGCAAUGGCAUCCAGAAGGCGUUCGGACAACAGAACAAGGAGAUUAUCCCCAAUGGGAUCCAUGGCCCAAAAGACAUCAAGCUCUGGAUGCCGCUGUGGGCAAAGCUAGCUGGUUUCCUGGUCUUCGGUGUGCUGACUGGCUGCCUGCUCUACAUCUUCCAGGUCGAUGAGAUCGUUUCACCUCCACCCGUGGAGGAGGUCAUUCAAGAGCCUGAGGACACUGGCAUGUUUACGUGGGAGUGGAUUUCCAUCGUGGUGGCAGAAACUGUUGGCGAAUUUAUCUUUUUGACAAAAUCGUUGUUUUCAAUUUUUUUGGGUGGCUUUGAUUACAUUAUCGUAUAAGGUGUUAAUCGUGCAGUGGUCCUAAGUGGUGUACACCCAGGGAAUGGGUAGUCCUAACGUUGUACUACCAUUAUAAUUGUAAAUGUGCAGGUCAAGGUUCACCGGAAUGGACUUUUUUUUCAGUGUGGAAUGCAAACGUGGCUUCUGAAUGGUGGAAAAAAUUAUUUUAUAGAACUUUUGCAAGUGUU
Molecule: messenger RNA, 1003 nt
Organism: Clupea harengus (Atlantic herring)
Lineage: Eukaryota; Metazoa; Chordata; Actinopteri; Clupeiformes; Clupeidae
Source: RefSeq, a predicted model, not a curated record